AUGAAUGAAACAGCUAAUCGGUCCAAACUCCGUCAACUGGAUAAGCUGAUUAUCAAAGUGAGAAAAAAUAUAAAUAUGGUAACCGCGGAAGUACAACUGUCUAAUACUGAAACGCAUAAGAGUGGCCUAUCUGAAUUAGAAAAGAAAGCUCGAGAAGAGAUUCUUAAGGAUGCUAUGUUGGGUAUUCGUCGCUACGAAAUAACUGGACCACAGGGCUGGAAAAAGCCAAGCUGUUUAAAAACGAAUAAGAAAUUUCUCGAACGAAUGUUACGUUCAUCAGGAUCGAAAUCGAGUAAAUAA
This is a messenger RNA of Brugia malayi, 300 nucleotides long. RefSeq lists its product as uncharacterized. Lineage: Eukaryota; Metazoa; Nematoda; Chromadorea; Rhabditida; Onchocercidae. The transcript has 2 exons. The coding region runs from base 1 to 300 and encodes 99 amino acids. The record is from RefSeq and is a predicted model, not a curated record.